Messenger RNA from Eimeria mitis, 1122 nucleotides. RefSeq lists its product as uncharacterized. The transcript is spliced from 2 exons. Gene Ontology annotation, molecular function: protein binding. Lineage: Eukaryota; Apicomplexa; Conoidasida; Eucoccidiorida; Eimeriidae. The coding region runs from base 1 to 1122 and encodes 373 amino acids. The record is from RefSeq and is a predicted model, not a curated record.
AUGACGCACCUACCAGAAGCCGCUGAGGUGGAGAUACACCCCAGCAAUGCAGGCUAUGGGAUGCUGGAUUUGGGGGGGUUCGCGCUGCUGCCGUCGCUGCCGGUGUUGAACAUCGCAGCGCGGAUCAUACAGAGGCACUGGAGAAGGACAGAAGCGCGCCGCCGCCUAAGACAGCGACGCAACAGCAGAGAAGGGGAGGGGCUUCAGCAGGUCCCAGCUGGAGGAGACGACCCCCACCACGUGCAGCAGGAACACGCCGACCGCCGUCCUCUUGAAACGCGGCAUACGCACCCGAUGCGUUCAGAGAGGAGGAGAGAAGCAGAACCCAGGAGACAGCAGCGGCACGGGAUACCCCAUGCAGCCGCUGAUGUCAACGUCUUCGUUGACCCCUCAGUUAGACAAUCACCAACGCGACUCUCAGGUUUUGAGGGUCACCAUUUUGCAGCAGCAGCAGCAGCAGGGGCGGGGGAGAGAAUGGAGGGGAGGAAGCAGCCAAGGUUCGUCUCCGGAGGCCCACAACAGCUGUCGAGGCCCCCAAAAGGGGGGCCCCCAGCAGGGAGGACCUCUAAAAGGGGGCCCCCAGAGGCGGAGUUGAAUAUGUCUGGAUGGGAGGGCCUUACGAGCAGCAGCCAGCCAACUGAAGACAGUGCAACCGCUGCGGCCACAAAACACCUUGCGGCUGCACAGGGAGAAGAAGAAGUAUUGCUUCCUGAAGAAGGAGAAGGAGAGGCAAAUGAAGAACUUGGGCCCCAUGGGGCCCUUGGGUCCCUAGAUGCCACUGGGCACCCUGAAGGACCUGGGGGCACAGGGAGCCCUGUGGGCGCUGAGGGCCCUGGGGGCCCUGGGGGCCCUGAAGAAGUCAGCGUUUGCAGUGACGCGGAGUUUGAUGCGCUGCUGCAGGAGGGGGAUACUCAGGAUCGGCUUGGGAGGGGCAUGGAGGAUAUGUGUUUGCCGUGGACUGAGGGCAGUGCCUCGUCAUCAAGGAGUGCUACGAGGACGAUGGAGGAGUGGCUACAUAGCAGAGGCGUUCACAGGACUGAUGAAUGCGAUGAGGAAGCUGCUGCUGCUGCAGCUACUGCAGCUGCUGCAGAUGCUGCUGCAGGGGGGGGCCUGAGGAGUUAG